This is a messenger RNA of Tupaia belangeri chinensis (Chinese tree shrew), 1914 nucleotides long. RefSeq names its product lymphotoxin beta receptor (gene LTBR). Bases 71 to 1309 code for a protein of 412 amino acids. The record is from RefSeq and is a predicted model, not a curated record. The transcript is spliced from 10 exons. Gene Ontology annotation, molecular function: ubiquitin protein ligase binding. Gene Ontology annotation, biological process: hematopoietic or lymphoid organ development; positive regulation of canonical NF-kappaB signal transduction; immune response. NCBI's taxonomy places the organism in Eukaryota, Metazoa, Chordata, Mammalia, Scandentia, Tupaiidae.
GCCCAGCACGCCCGGGCUCCCGCCCUCCUCCCGGGCCGACGCCAGCUGGGCUCCUGGCCGAGGGGCCGCCAUGCGCCUGCCCUCGGCCGCCUGGGCCCGCGGCCUGGCUUGGGGGCCGCUCGUGCUGGGCCUCUGUGGGCUCCUGGCAGCUUCCCAGUCCCAAGGGGUGCCCCCGUACCGCCCGGAGAACCACACCUGCCGGCACCCGCAGGAGUACUACGAGGCCAGGCACCAGGCCUGCUGCUCCCGCUGCCCCCCAGGCACCUACGUGUCAGCCGAAUGCGACCCCAGCCGGGACACGCUGUGCACGCCCUGCCCGGAGAAGUCCUACAACGAGCACUGGCACCGCCUGUCCACCUGCCAGCUCUGCCGCCCCUGCGACCCAGUGAUGGGCUUCACCGAGACUGAGCCUUGCACCAGCAAACAGAAGACCCAGUGCCAGUGCCGGCCCGGGUGGUUCUGCGCCCUCCGCGACUCCGAGUGCAAGCACUGCGAGCCGCUCUCAGACUGCCCGCCUGGUACCGAGGCUGAAGCCAAGCUCAAAGGUGACGAUGGGCAGGAUAACAAGUGUGUCCGCUGCAAGGAGGGGCACUUUCAGAACACCUCAUCCGCCAGCGCCCGCUGCCAGCCCCACACCAGGUGCGAAGACCUAGGCCUGGUAGAGGUGACUCCAGGCACCACCCAGUCCGACACAAGCUGCAGAACUCCAUCAGAGCCAGUCCCCGCCGAGAUGCCAGGGACCAUGCUGCUGGCCAUCCUGCUGCCACUGACCUUCUUUCUGCUCCUUACCAUCGUCCUCGCCUGCUCAUGGAAGAGCCACCCCUCCCUCUGCAGAAAGCUGAGAUCCCUGCUCAAGAGGCAUCCAGAGGGAGAGGAUUCAAAUGUCACUGCUCCCAGGACCAACCAGCCUUUUCCUGACCUGGUAAAGCCACUCCUGCCCAGCUCUGGGGACUUGUCCCCAGUCUCUGCCCGGUUCCUGGCACCACCAGCUUUGGAAAAGGAGGAACUGCAACAGCAGAGGAGGGGCCCGGAGGCUGAGCCCAAGGACCAGGGCCAGGUGGCCCACGGUACCAAUGGCAUCCAUGUCACUGGCGGGUCUAUGACUGUCACCGGCAACAUCUACAUCUACAACGGGCCAGUUCUGGGGGGAGCGCAGAGCCCUGGAGACCCCUCUCCUCCCCCAGACCCUCCAUACCCCAUCCCUGAAGAGGGUGACCCUGUCCCUUUGGGGCUGUCUACACCUCUUCAAGAAGAUGGCAAAGCUUGGCACCUGGCCGAGACAGAGGCACUGGGGCACCAGGCCCUCUAACAGGGACCCAAGGAGCUGGCUCGUCCCCUAUGCCUGACAGGACCUGGGAGCAGUAAGAGGGGAGGCACGAGAGCGCCUUGCCCCCAGGGCUGCCCUACUCACACAGGACUCAGGGCCUGCGUAGGGCCUGAGAGCAGGGCGGGCACUGGCUGGGUCGGUGCCCUCCAUGGGACUCUCCACGGCCUGAGCAAGCCCGAGAACUCGCUGCAGACCCACUGCCCGCUGGGCUGCACCGGCUCAGCUAGGCGCUGACGGGCUAUACGAUGCCACCUGCUGCCCCGUGGCCCUCUGCACCCUGAGCAUGGCCCGGAGCCACCCAUGCAGUCACUCACGAGGACAUCACCGGGACCACCCAAGGAACGUGGCGCUCAUACCCAAGCUCCAGAGACGUUUUGAGGGUCCACGUUUCAUGUGGACCGAGGCAGACCCUAUGUGAAGACGAACUAAUAAGGAGGACCAUCCCUCUUCUCGCCUAGAGGAAAGGGAGUCGAUAAAAACUGGGAGUUUGGGUGGGUUGUUAGAUAAGUUGGAAAGGGAAAGAAAUGGCAAGUGUAUUUAUAAAUUGUAACCACAUGCAAAUAAAGAGAAGAUUGAGACCCAGAUAA